This is a messenger RNA of Oppia nitens, 1106 nucleotides long. RefSeq names its product homeobox protein Hox-B7a-like. Gene Ontology annotation, molecular function: DNA-binding transcription factor activity, RNA polymerase II-specific; RNA polymerase II cis-regulatory region sequence-specific DNA binding. The record is from RefSeq and is a predicted model, not a curated record. The coding region runs from base 139 to 1062 and encodes 307 amino acids. Gene Ontology annotation, biological process: negative regulation of transcription by RNA polymerase II; anterior/posterior pattern specification. Gene Ontology annotation, cellular component: nucleus. The transcript is spliced from 3 exons. Lineage: Eukaryota; Metazoa; Arthropoda; Arachnida; Sarcoptiformes; Oppiidae.
AUUAUGUUGUGUCCUCACCUCUAAUACAACAAUUAUAUUAUACAAUAAUCAACUUUACAUAUGAUAUUGAGGUUAAGCCUAAAGUUAGAGAACAGGCGGCUAUAGAAAGAGAGAGAGAGAGAGAGAGAGAGACAAAAAAUGUGUGAUAUGAGUACAUAUUACCCAAACAAUGGGGGUUAUGUGUCGGGACCCACACCUCAUGACCAAUACAACGGUGAAACACAUCAUCACGUGAUGAAUGCUUGUCAUGAGAACGGUAGAGGACCGCCACAAGUACACCCUUACCAUCAAAUGCAAUACGGAGGUCAACAAACACAACAACAACCCAAUUAUCCCCGAUUCCCACCUUUUGAUCGAAUUGAGGUCAAGCCUUGUCCCGACGGUACAAAUCCACAAGAGCCUAGUCCUUACUACAACUGCAACACUAACAGUGCACCGGCACCUCAUCAACCUAAUGUACAGCAGCCGCCACCACCACAUCAACAAUCAGUUAUACCCAUUCAAUACGAUACAUGCGGUAGUCGCGGAUCUAUAACACCUCCUCAUGAAUCACAACAACAAUAUUCAAGUUGCAAAAUGCAACAACCAAUGCACCCACACAACGAUGGUCUGUCCACUGGUCUGCCCAAUAUGAUGGCAGGAGGACCGCCCUGUUCGCCGCCGUCGCCACACCACACACAACACCAUCAAAUGUAUCAGUCUGGAGGACCCGUUCCCAGUCCUCAACAAAACUCCAAUCCGGGACUCUCGUCACCACUUUAUCCAUGGAUGAGAUCUCAGUUUGAGCGUAAAAGAGGACGACAGACAUAUACGAGAUAUCAGACCUUAGAGUUGGAAAAGGAGUUUCAUUUUAACCGAUAUUUAACUCGAAGAAGACGUAUAGAGAUCGCACACUCUCUAUGUUUGACUGAAAGACAAAUUAAAAUAUGGUUUCAAAAUAGACGAAUGAAAUGGAAAAAGGAGAACAAGAAUAAGAUUGAACAGGGAAUGCCAAUGGGUCCGGGAGGGGCACCCCAUGAACUUACACCACAUCAUGAUAACGGACAUCGAGGGGGUGUUUGAAACUUUGAAAUCAUCAAAAACACCACUUUUAAGGCAAAACUUAU